GUUUAGAACUUUCGCCAACUUUAUUCAAAACCUUAAUUACUCUAAUAAUGAAAAUAACUAACUUCAAUAUUUCCAAUGGGAAAUGGAUGGUCAACUCGAAUAUCCACCAAACCCCUAUUCCGAUAAUUAUCGGAACUGCUCAUCACAUUUCAUUGUCCGAAAAGUCCAUUAAUGCAAUUUUGUAACAAACUUGUCCAAUUAAUCAAAAAAAAUGAAAGAAAACCACAGCAACUUGAUCCUCACACUGCUGUUCAUAUGUUGUGUGUGUAUUGUUGCCUCUCAUCAACAAGAAAAAGAGCAAUCAACCUCCGAUGAAUAUUCAUCAAAAAUUAGAAAAUUCACAAUUCCCUACGAUGAGAAAGAAUGGCACGAUUUAAAACAAACACUGAACAAAUCAAUUGCCAAAUUAAAAUCCCAUCCAGAUUCUAUGGUUCCUUUCUAUUCCGAAACUGAUCGUGCUUGGAAAAUGGGAAGUCAAAUUAAUCAAGUUUUGGAAUUGGCUGAAUAUUGGAAGAAUGAAUUUGAUUGGAAGAAACAAGUUGAUUUAAUGAAUGAAUUGUUUCCACAUUACGAAUCCCAAGUUGAUGAUCAUGUUACUGUUAGAUUUGGUUGGAGACAAGCUAAGAGUCAAAUUGAAAAACCAUUGAAAGAGAGAAAGGUAUUGAUGAUUGUUCAUGGUUGGCCAGGAUCAAUUAUUGAAUUCCAUAGAAUUAUUAACACAUUGGUAGAUGUUCAUGGUUUUGAUGUUGUGGUCCCUUCAAUUCCAGGUUAUGGAUAUAGCUCUAUUCCAAGAAAGGAAGGUUAUCAUAUUGGCAAGGUUGGCCAAAUUUUCGCUCAACUCAUGAAAAACAUUGGCUAUGGCAAAUAUAUUGUACAAGGUGGUGAUUGGGGAUCAAUGAUCACAAUGUACGUUGCCAGAGCAGAUCCAGAGAAUUGCAUUGGAUACCAUUCCAAUAUGUGUCUCGUUAUUCCUAAUUGGAGAGAUUGGAUUGAUGUUGCCAAAGAUUUAAUUACCCAACUCGUGAGUGGAACUCCAUACAGUUCAAAUACCAACAGUUUCUCAUCAUUCCUCUCGGGUUGUUUAACUUACAUCACUGAGGAAAUUGGUUAUCAAGCUAUGCAAAGCUCAAAACCAGAUAGUAUUGGAGUAGCUCUCUUAGAUUCACCUCUUGGAUUGAUGAAUUACAUUUUGGAAAAGUUUGUUUCUUGGACAGAUAUUGAGCCACGUGAUACAACUGGUCUUUUCAAGGUGAUUACCAGAGAUGAAUUCUUAACCAAUGUCAUGAUUUACUAUACUACCAAUACUAUUGAUUCUAGUAUGAGAAAAUAUUACAAUGUUGCUAAAGGAGCUGAAGAACACAAGUUGGGUACCAAGAAUUAUUUGCAAACUCCAACUGCUUGUGCUGUUUUCAAAGAUUUAUUUAGAGCUCCAAAGUCAACUGCUGCCCGAAACUUUAAUCUCAUUCAAUAUAAUAGGUAUGAAAAGGGAGGACACUUUGCUGCUUUGGAAAAUGGUCAAACUCUUGUGGAUGAUUUGAUUUCAUUCACUGAAAAGGUCUAUAACCUUCAAAAAACCAACACUAAGAAUGAAUUGUAAAUAUU
Naegleria gruberi is the source of this 1602-nucleotide messenger RNA. RefSeq lists its product as uncharacterized. Bases 212 to 1597 code for a protein of 461 amino acids. The transcript has a single exon. Gene Ontology annotation, molecular function: epoxide hydrolase activity. The record is from RefSeq and is a predicted model, not a curated record. Gene Ontology annotation, biological process: epoxide metabolic process. Lineage: Eukaryota; Heterolobosea; Eutetramitea; Acrasida; Naegleriidae.